This is a messenger RNA of Vitis vinifera (wine grape), 6223 nucleotides long. RefSeq names its product disease resistance protein RPV1. The transcript is spliced from 5 exons. Gene Ontology annotation, biological process: defense response; signal transduction. The coding region runs from base 185 to 5116 and encodes 1643 amino acids. The record is from RefSeq and is a predicted model, not a curated record. Gene Ontology annotation, molecular function: ADP binding. Lineage: Eukaryota; Viridiplantae; Streptophyta; Magnoliopsida; Vitales; Vitaceae.
AGAUUGGUUGGCCCGAGAGACAGAGAGCUGUCCCUAACUUUCCUCUUCACUUCCUGGAAGGCGCCUUGCCUUCCCAACUUUUUAUAUUAUAAGUUAGGGUUGCACGAUCUCCUCAGUUACUCACCAUCUUGAAGAGAAAUCAACCCUCUAAACUGUCUUUGUAGUUUUGAGAUAGAAACCUACAAUGGCUUCCACAAGCUUCUUUACAGCCUCUGCUUCUUCUACUCCUUCCAUCCCUCAAAGGAUUCAUGAUGUUUUCUUGAGUUUUAGAGGCGUGGACACUCGCUGUAAUUUCACUGAUCACCUCUCCAAAGCUUUGGUUGACAGAGGCAUUCGCACCUUCAGAGACGAUAAACUCAGGAGAGGAGAAGCGAUUGCUCCAGAACUCUCGAAAGCCAUUGAAGAAUCAAGGUCUUCCGUAAUUGUUUUCUCUGAAAACUAUGCUCGUUCGAGAUGGUGUUUGGAUGAGUUGGUAAAGAUCAUGGAGUGCCAGAAAGAUCUGGGACAUGCUGUUUUCCCAAUUUUCUAUCAUGUGGAUCCAUCCCAUGUACGAAAGCAAGAAGGAAGUUUUGGAGCGGCCUUUGCCGGUUAUGAAGCAAACUGGAAGGACAAGGUAGGAAGUUGGAGGACGGCCUUGACGGAAGCAGCCAAUCUUGCUGGAUGGCAUCUACAAGAUGGGUAUGAGACCGACUAUAUUAAGGAAAUAACUAAUAACAUAUUCCAUCGAUUGAAUUGUAAGAGGUUUGAUGUUGGUGCCAAUUUAGUUGGUAUAGAUUCCCGCGUAAAAGAGGUGAGUUUGCUGUUGCAUAUGGAAUCAAGUGAUGUUUGUAUUGUUGGGAUAUAUGGAGUUGGUGGGAUAGGUAAGACAACCAUCGCAAAAUUUAUAUAUAAUAAACUUUCUUGCGAAUUUGAAUAUAUGAGCUUUCUUGAAAAUAUUAGAGGGAUUUCCAAUACCAAAGGUUUAACUCACUUACAAAAUCAACUUCUUGGUGAUAUCCGAGAGGAAGAGCGAAGUCAAAAUAUAAACAUUGUUGACCAGGGAGCAAGUAUGAUAGAGACCAUUCUCUCAUCUAAAAGUGUUUUUAUUGUUCUUGAUGAUGUUGACAAUCGAAAUCAAUUAAAAGCUUUACUUAGGCAUCGUGGAUGGCUUGGAAAAGGAAGUAGAGUCAUCAUAACAACUAGAAAUAAGCAUUUGUUAAUUGAACAAGAAGUGGAUGACUUGUAUGAGGUUAAGGGAUUGAAUACUGAAGAAGCUUGUGAACUUUUCAGUUUGCAUGCCUUUAAACAAAAUCUUCCCAAAUCAGAUUUUAUAAACCUCUCAUAUCGUAUGGUGUACUAUUGUCAAGGCCUUCCAUUAGCUUUGGAAGUUCUAGGUUCUCUCUUAUUCAACAUGACAAUACCUCAAUGGGAAAGUCAAUUGCAUAAAUUGGCUAAAGAACCUAUGGCUGAAAUUCACAAUGUGCUUAAAAGUAGCUAUGAUGGAUUAGAUCGUACAGAAAAAGAUAUUCUCCUUGAUGUUGCAUGUUUUCUUAAAGGUGAAAAAAGAGAUUCUGUGUUAAGAAUAUUAGACGCUUGUGCAGGAAUUGGAAUACAAAAUUUGAAAGACAAGUGUCUUAUAACUCUCCCAUACAACCAUAAGAUAGAUAUGCAUGAUUUGAUACAACAGAUGUGUUGGGAAAUUGUUCGUGAAAAUUUUCCUAAAGAGCCGAACAAAUGGAGCAGAUUAUGGGAUUCCCAUGAUAUUGAACGUGCACUUACAACAUCUGAGGGAAUAAAAGGAGUUGAAACAAUAGACUUGGACUUGUCUAAGUUAAAAAGAGUACACUUCAAUUCAAAUGUUUUCUCAAAGAUGACUAGCCUUCGAUUGCUCAGAGUUCAUUCAUAUGUCAAUAUAUUUCUUGGUUGUUAUGAUGAGAUGAAGGAGGAGGAGGAGGUAGAUCCUUAUUAUGAAAAAAUAAUUGAUUCUGCAAAGAAAACUGCUUCGAAAGUGCAACUUGACCUAGAUUUUGAAAUUCCCUCUAAUGAGUUAAGGUAUCUUUGUUGGGAUGGGUAUCCUUUAGAUUCUUUACCAUCAAAUUUUGAUGGAGAGAACCUUGUUGAACUUCACUUGAAGUGUAGCAACAUAAAACAACUAUGGCAAGGGAAUAAGUAUCUUGAAAGUUUAAAGGUCAUUGAUCUAAGUUACUCAACGAAGCUCGUUCAAAUGCCAGAAUUCUCAAGCCUGUCAAAUUUGGAGAGACUAAUUCUUAAAGGUUGUGUAAGCUUGAUCGAUAUUCACCCAUCUCUUGGAGUUCUCAAGAAGCUUACUACCUUAAAUUUGAGGUUGUGUCAUAAGCUUAAGGGUUUGCCAAGUAGCAUUAGCAACUUGGAAUCUCUUGAAUUGCUUGAUCUCUCUAAGUGUUCAAGAUUUGGCAAGUUCUCAGAAAUUCAAGGAAAUAUGAGAUGUCCGUGGGAACCAUAUUUGAAGGAGAUUGCUAUUAAAGAACAUCCAACAAGCAUUGAAAACUCAAGAUCUUUUUGGGAUCUUGAUCCUUGUGGACACUCAAACUUGGAGAAAUUUCCGGGGAUCCAAGGAAAUAUGAGAAGUUUACGGCUUCUAUAUUUGAGCAAGACUGCUAUUAAAGAACUUCCAGGUAGCAUUGACUUAGAAUCUGUUGAGAGUCUUGAUCUCUCUUAUUGUUCUAAGUUUAAGAAAUUUCCAGAGAAUGGAGCAAACAUGAAAAGUUUACGGGAGCUUGAUUUAACCCAUACUGCUAUUAAAGAACUCCCAAUAGGUAUUUCCAACUGGGAAUCUCUUCGAACUCUUGAUCUUUCUAAAUGCUCAAAGUUUGAGAAAUUUCCGGCCAUCCAAGGAAAUAUGAGAAAUUUAAAGGAGCUUCUUUUAAACAAUACUGCUAUCAAGUGUUUUCCUGAUAGCAUUGGAUACUUGAAAUCUUUAGAGAUUCUUAAUGUCUCUGAUUGCUCAAAGUUUGAAAAUUUUCCGGAGAAGGGAGGGAACAUGAAAAAUUUGAAGCAGCUUCUUUUAAAAAAUACUCCAAUUAAGGAUCUGCCAGAUGGCAUAGGAGAAUUGGAAUCUCUUGAGAUUCUUGAUCUCUCUGAUUGCUCAAAGUUUGAGAAAUUUCCGGAGAAGGGAGGGAACAUGAAAAGUUUAGGCAUGCUUUAUUUAACAAAUACUGCUAUUAAGGAUUUGCCGAAUAGCAUUGGAUCCUUGGAAUCUCUUGUGGAGCUUGAUCUCUCAAAUUGCUCAAAGUUUGAGAAAUUUCCAGAGAAGGGAGGGAACAUGAAAAGUUUAGUGGUACUUCGUUUAAUGAAUACUGCUAUAAAGGAUCUGCCGGAUAGCAUUGGAUCCUUGGAAUCUCUUGUGGAGCUUGAUCUCUCAAAUUGCUCAAAGUUUGAGAAAUUUCCGGAGAAGGGAGGGAACAUGAAAAGUUUAGUGGUGCUUCGUUUAAUGAAUACUGCUAUUAAGGAUCUGCCGGAUAGCAUUGGAUCCUUGGAAUCUCUUGUGGAGCUUGAUCUCUCUAAUUGCUCAAAGUUUGAGAAAUUUCCGGAGAAGGGGGGAAACAUGAAAAGUUUAGGCAUGCUUUAUUUAACAAAUACUGCUAUUAAGGAUCUGCCGGAUAGCAUUGGAUCCUUGGAAUCUCUUGUUGAGCUUGAUCUCUCAAAUUGCUCAAAGUUUGAGAAAUUUCCGGAGAAAGGAGGGAACAUGAAAAGUCUAGUGGUGCUGCGUUUAAUGAAUACUGCUAUUAAGGAUCUGCCGGAUAGCAUUGGAUCCUUGGAAUCUCUUGUGGAGCUUGAUCUCUCAAAUUGCUCAAAGUUUGAGAAAUUUCCGGAGAAGGGAGGGAACAUGAAAAGAUUAGGCGUGCUUUAUUUAACAAAUACUGCUAUUAAGGAUCUGCCGGAUAGCAUUGGAUCCUUGGAUCUUGUGGAUCUUGAUCUCUCAAAUUGCUCACAGUUUGAGAAAUUUCCGGAGUUGAAGAGAAGCAUGUUAGAACUGCGCACACUUAAUCUAAGACGGACUGCCAUUAAAGAGUUGCCCUCCUCAAUAGAUAAUGUCAGUGGGCUUUGGGACUUAGAUAUAUCGGAAUGCAAAAACUUGAGGAGUCUUCCCGACGAUAUUUCUAGGUUGGAAUUUCUUGAAAGUCUAAUCCUCGGUGGCUGCUCAAACCUGUGGGAAGGAUUAAUAAGUAAUCAGCUUCGCAAUCUGGGAAAGCUUAAUACCAGUCAAUGGAAAAUGGCUGAAAAGACUUUGGAGCUUCCUUCAAGUCUAGAACGAAUAGACGCACACCAUUGCACAAGCAAGGAAGAUUUAUCAAGUCUCCUCUGGCUUUGUCACCUCAACUGGUUGAAAUCUGCAACAGAGGAGUUGAAAUGCUGGAAACUCAGUGCUGUUAUUCCAGAAAGUAGUGGAAUUCCGGAGUGGAUAAGGUAUGAUAAUUUGGGAAGUGAACUAACAACAGAGCUUCCAACGAAUUGGUAUGAAGAUCCUGACUUGCUAGGAUUUGUUGUAUCAUGUGUUUAUCAGCCUAUUCCUACAUCUCAUGAUCCUAGAAUAUCUUAUCACUUUAGUUCUGCUUUCAGUUGUGAAUUGAAUUUACAUGGUAAUGGAUUUGGAUUCAAGGAUGAACGCCGGUUUGGAUGCCGGUGUGAGUGCCAGGGUAAUUUUAAUGAUAUGAUAGAUCAAGUAUGGGUCUGGUGGUAUCCUAAGACUGCUAUUCCGAAAGAGCAUCUCCAUAAUUCCACACAUAUUAAUGCUUCAUUUAAGAGUAACACUUAUUACUGUGACGCUGUAAACGUAAAAAAAUGCGGCAUCAAUCUUAUAUUUGCGGGAGAUCAACAAAAUCAUAUGCCCAUGUUGGAGCAUCCUCAGAACUCUGGUGACAAUGGAUCAGCAUUACAAGAUACCAAUGGUAAUGUUCAUGGGGCUAAUCAAGAUGAUGAACACUACCAUAUUCCCAUGUUCUUGGAUCUUGAUGGGAAUUUUGGUGGCAAUGGAUCAGUAGUACUUGAAGACACUGUUGGAAACCGAAAGAGAAGACGUGAUGAUUCCUUACCCGUUGUAGUGGAGGAGCCACAUUAUAAAAGAUUGGGAGCACCCAACACUGAUCUCUCGCAUUGAACUCCAUCACCAGGUGCAUUAUCAACCCUUUUUCAUAGAUUCCAACUUCUCACCUUCUUAAAUUGUUUUUAAAGUUAAUAAACUAUUUUUGUCCGUUUCUUCAAACUCAUUUCACUUAUUUUCCUCCAUUAUAUAAAAAUUAAAUGAUUUAAAAAUACAUAAAUUUCUAUUCAAUUUUAAUUAAAUUUUAUUUUCUUUCAUAUUUUCUAUAGGAAAACCAAGUAUAAAAAAAUCAUUUUCCCUAGUGUAUUUUUAUUUCCUAACUACUCUCUAAGAUUCAAACAUAGUUUAUAGUGAUUGAUAUCAUGGCUAUGCAUGUACUACAUUUCAUAGAAUUUCUUCAUUUUCAAAAAAUAUGAAAAACAACUUAACUAACUUUGAAAAUCAUCAUUAGUUUAAAAACAUGUAUAGUUUUUUUUUCCAUUAUUUAUUUAUUUAAUUAGUUACAUAAAACCUCUACAAAGUGAUUAUGAAGCUCUAGGGAUUCUUCAUUACCUCAUUAGACAUAACAUUAAUUAAUUAAUUAAUUUUUUCUACUUGCUUUUAAGAUAAAAUUUGAAUAAGUUAUCAAAAUUAAUUAGAGAAGAACAUGUAAACAAAUUAGAAGUUAAAUUUGAAUGUAUUAUGAGGUAGAUAUAUGUAGAAAUUUAGUCGAUAGAAGUAAAUAGUAAAACUCCCAUAUAUUGAUUUUAAUAGUUUUAAGAGUCAAAUUGUUUAUACUUUUUGUAUUUAAGAAUUAAAUUUCUUUAAGUAUGCGAAAAACUUAUUGUCAAUUUCUAGAGAUGAAAGUCUUGGAUUUAUAUUAUAUUUACUUAUAAUUCUGAUAUGCUUAUGAAGUUCACCUAACAAUUGAUUAUACUAAUCUUAAGUGAAAUUUGUGAUAGUACCGAUCAGAACAAAAUCGAAUGCGCUAGCUAUAGGUGGAGUUUAUGGUUUUUCCUAUCAACUUAUUGGUAAGUCAUUUUGUUCAUUUACCCUUUUAGCACGAGUAGAAAAUUGAUUAAAGUUCUUCAACUUUUUAACUAUUUUCUCUUUACCUUGAACCCUUUUUUGUUCAAUUAUGUUUGGUUUUUGGAAAACUUGAGGGAUAAUAUAAGGGAAAGAAAA